AGCUGCUUGAGCAGGGUGUCGAGGUGGGCGGGGUCGAAUCGGAACUUGGAAUCGCAAAAGUAUUUGCGAUGGAUGGCCGUAAUGAGAUCCAUGUUGGGUGGGAUGGGAUGGACGAGGUUGAGGAGGCGGUAGACUCGCUUGUGCAUCUGGUCGGGACGGAAGCCAAAGGACUGGAUCUGGUUCACUCUGCCGAGGAUCUGCUUGAGGGGGGCAAAGGCAGGGUCGUCGGGGAGGGACACCAUGGGAAGGACAGGCAGGGAGCGUUUGGCAUCCUUGAGAUCGAGGGCGGUCUUGAUUUCAAGGACUACAUUGUCCUCUUGGCCAUUCUUGGUCUUGUCCUUCAUCAUGUCCAUCGAGGCCUUGCUGAGGAGCAGGAAGACGGCUUUGCUGGUGGGGAGGGCACUGAUAGAACUGGCUGGAGGGUCGCUGGGAUUGUUGAGGCAGUCGACAUCGUGGAAGACGGAGAGGGGUUUGCCAUAUCGACGGAGGGCGACCGAGGUGAGCACCUCCUUCAGAGCCUGGACAGUGGCAGCAUCAGUCUGGGCUUGGUAUGAGAGGAACAGGUCGUGGUCGGUGCCGUGGGCAGGGCAGGAAUAGAGCUGGUUGCUGGUGGCGGUCAGCAUGGCUGG
Polychytrium aggregatum is the source of this 629-nucleotide messenger RNA. RefSeq lists its product as uncharacterized. The coding region runs from base 69 to 554 and encodes 161 amino acids. The transcript has 2 exons. NCBI's taxonomy places the organism in Eukaryota, Fungi, Chytridiomycota, Chytridiomycetes, Polychytriales. The record is from RefSeq and is a predicted model, not a curated record.